Verruconis gallopava is the source of this 1529-nucleotide messenger RNA. RefSeq lists its product as uncharacterized. Lineage: Eukaryota; Fungi; Ascomycota; Dothideomycetes; Venturiales; Sympoventuriaceae. Bases 520 to 1137 code for a protein of 205 amino acids. The record is from RefSeq and is a predicted model, not a curated record. The transcript is spliced from 2 exons.
CGUCACCGUCGUACGGCCCCGUGGCAAGAAGACAAUCAAGCCGCGAUGAUAAUGGUCUUCGCAAUGGGUCACAGGCUGUUGAAAGUGAGCUGUGCGACGAGUACGCAAAAAAAAUCUGGACACAGUGAGGCUGAGAAUCUGGGUUUCCUUGGCUCAACUCUGCUACAAGUCCAUGUAUCAACGAAGCCACCGCACUGAUGACCUCAGCCCUAUGUCCCUCUCCUUACGAUUCAUCUGCAUAAUAAGCCACCGUAUACCGCUCCUUUGAGCGGACUUCUUAAACUCCGUAGUCUCUCCUGCACGCUCACACCAAUCUUACGCACCAUUACCAAUCUCUCGGACACGGACGCCCGUGACCCGUCUGUAUACAAUCUGCUGAUCACCUACCCCUCUCGCUCUUCGGACUCCGCCCUCACACCACUUCUAUCCACGGGUCUGAAUCCUUGUGAAGUCUAUCUUCGCCGAAACAGAAAGUAUCUCAAAUCUCUCCUCAUCCCCCUUCAAAGCACAAGCUACACAAUGGCCGCCUCAAGAGCGAGCUCUCUUCGCGCUCUCAAGCAUAUCUCAAAGUCUACGUCCACUGUUACUCAGCAAUCCCGUGGUCUUCGCAUAACCCAGCAUGUCGAGGCCUCGCCGUACUUGACCACCCAAAAGCCAUCCCUUACCCGUGUGCAAGCCGCAAUCGACGAUGCGGCGGCCGAGAAAUCGAAGGCAACGGCUGCAGCGCCCAGCAGGCAGUUCAACACCUCGCGCUCGUUGAAGGCGGUCAACGAUUCGAGUACGAUUGACUUCGCAUACCUUCCUGACUUCGAUCCGGAUGCGGGAAUGCCGGCGCCAACUGUGCGCGUGCCUCUUCUGCCUGAGAGCUUGUACCCCCAGAGCACGAAAACGAACUACACAAAGGAGGAAGAGGAGAUUGUCAUGCGCCCGGAGAUCAGCCUUGCCUCCGCAGAUUCGACCCACGUCGCUCCCCCCUCCGCAUUUACCGACGUCGUUGACAACAACGCAAUUGACUUCGAGGGGGUGGCGAGUGCACUCAAAUCGAAGGCUGGGGCAGUUGUCGAGGAGACGAGCGAGAUAAAAAGGCUGUUCAAUGGCUUGUUAGACGACAUUUUUGGCGCGAAGAAGACGGCGUAGCCACCCCCGGCCGACGCACGCGUUGGGACGAGCAACAGAGUUAAAGUGCGAUGCCGUUUUGUGCAGCGUAAGAGUAUGAAUUUUUCAACUUUCUCGUUUUUUUGACGACGGUCGUUCAACCAAAGGCUUUUGUUUGGGCAACAGGCGGUUCUUCAUCGGCCAAGGAGGCAUAAAUCAGCCAACCUGUCGAGUCAGACAGUGAGAUGAAUCAAGUAUGGAAUCAUUGUAAUAUCAGUUUGUCAAAGCUUUCGCGACCACUUUAUGGCAGCGUGCAUUCUACCUAUGCCUUCAUCCAGGGCAGAGUGAUCGUGUGGCCAGGUGUCUCUCUAAGCGUAGAGUUGUGGAUGUCAUGGUUACCCAAACUCGCCCCGAAUCGCGGUCAUCGAUUGAGG